AUGGCCUCCGCCAGUGGAGGGCCUCGAGAUGGACCUAUUGGUAGAAGAUUCCCAUCGUUCAUGGACCAAAACAAAGAAUUCGGUCGAAUCAUAAUCCUUCAGAUGACUGGAAUCGACGGUCAUAUCUUACCUAAAAACCCGUUUAUUAUAGGCGAAUCGAUAGAGAAGGCAGUAGGUAGUGUCGAAUCGGCCUAUAGUGAAGCCCAAGGUACGAAAUACACUAUAAAGACCAGGAAACAGGAACAGGUUGACAAAUUGCUGGCUCUUCAAUGUCUACUCGAUGGCACAAAAAUAACAAUCAAGUACCACCCAACUUUAAACUCCUGCAAGUGCGUCAUCUCAUCGUAUGACUUGAUCGAAAUGAACGUAACGGAAAUUCAAGAACAACUCGCCAACCAAAAUGUCUCAGAAGUACGCAGGAUCAUUCGUAAGCAAGACAAUUUAAAAGUUAACACUUCUACACUCAUUCUCACCUUCAAACAAACAACGUACCCCGAAUACGUGAAGGUAGGACUACUACGAGUCGCCACCAGAACGUACUAUCCCAACCCCAUGUUGUGCUACGAAUGCUUCGAGUAUGGGCACUCAUCGAAACAUUGUAAAGGGCCGAAACGUUGUUUCAACUGUUCUGCAGAACAUCCGAUGACAAAUCCUGAUGAAACUGAUAGCACCGAACAACCCGAAUGCAAAAAGCCUCAAUUUUGUCGCAAUUGUGAAGGAGAACAUAGACCAGGAAACAAAAAGUGUGAAGUCUAUCAAAAAGAAGCCAAAAUAGUCAAAGUGAGAAUCGAUUCCAACAUCACCUAUGCAGAAGCUCGAAAGCGAGUCGAAAGCGGACAGAACAGUUAUGCUCAAGCUACAGCCCAAAAUCGAAAAGAUUCGAUUAAAUUUGACGAACUAAUCAAGGAAAACAGAAGAAAGGACGAACUGAUCGCAAAUUUGACAAACAACAACAAACAACAGUCAAUGCAAAUCGAAAGGCUUCUCAAUGAAAUUCAAAAUCUUAGAGAGGACUUGAGUGUACGAUACGUUAACAGCAAUAUACAAACUACGCCAAACAACGAUACUAUGGACAGAACUAGGAGCCGAUCACGAACUGUGAACCCCGACAAAUUUGAGCAAAGAAACGAGAUUAAGCGGAACAGAGGAAUUUCACAAAGACGUGUAGCUACCUCUAUCAGCCCUCCAAUGAAGAAGACCACCCACAUGACCAACAAAGAUCAAGAAAACACUGAAACGGUUUCUCGGCAAAUGGAUAUGUAUACAUCUGAUACGGAAACUCCUGAACAAACUCCUCGAACUCCUCAUGGCGGACCAAACGAAAAAAACAAACAAAGAUCAACAUAA
This is a messenger RNA of Uranotaenia lowii, 1347 nucleotides long. RefSeq lists its product as uncharacterized. Gene Ontology annotation, molecular function: nucleic acid binding; zinc ion binding. The coding region runs from base 1 to 1347 and encodes 448 amino acids. The record is from RefSeq and is a predicted model, not a curated record. NCBI's taxonomy places the organism in Eukaryota, Metazoa, Arthropoda, Insecta, Diptera, Culicidae. The transcript has a single exon.